AUGGCCGGUGACAAAGGGGAUGGCGAUGUGCCGACGCCCGAGAGAUCGCAAGGGGAGGGCAACGCCCGAGCGGCCAACGAUCAACCGGGAAAGCCGGCCCGCACAGCACCCCAACGUCCGGGCUUCGAUGUAAGAAACCAAGGAAGAGGACCCCCGCCCGCGCCCAAACAGGCACCAUCCAUCAUCGACAGGGGUUCUCUCCCCGAUAUCUUUCCCGACGGAGAAUUGGCUUCCCCCUCGUCAUGGACCGACGGUGUCUUACAUGGCGCGGGGAUGUCUUUGGUGGACACAUCCAUGGUCUCCCCAGAGGUCGUGCGCGCUCCUCUGCAACUGCAACUUCACCAGAACGAGCUGUUCGAGAGAAUUAUUGUGGCCAUGGAUGACCCCAAGUUCGCCAGCAACCGCGCCAAGAUGGGGGGGAUCGCGCGGGAAGUCGCCAACGCCAAGGACAUGGGGGGCGAUGCGUCAACGGAUGACUUGCGCAAGCGCCCCCUCACCGACAGCGAGAUGCGUGAAGGAGAAAUCGAGGUCUUCGAUCGGACGAAGGACUACGGGGGGCAGGGGGCUGCAGCAGCCGCCAACAGCAGUCCGCGCGAGAGAGCCUCGUCAGGUGAACGGCCGCGUGGCGAACGACGGCCCUGCGUGGACCGUCCCGGCGGGUCUAUACUAGUGCUGGUCGGAGCGGACGCCAUCAACGAGGUGGGAACCGAGACCUAUGCGUGGAGGACGGGUGACCCCCACAGAUCGUCGAGGGAGCCACACGAGGCGAUUCUUGCCCUUGUCUUCCUCGGGGGGCUGGUAUGGUGCCCGGAGUCCAUCGCACUCAACCAAAAGGUCGGGGGGACGUUCAACGACGACCAGCGGUCACGUGGGGGAAAUUUUGUGGAAUCGUGGCAAUAUGGGGUCGAUGAGAAGGUGUGGAAGGGCCAGCGGGAACCCACCGCGAAGGAGGAGAAACUGGUCCAGAAGAAGAGGGACGACUCUUCCGCGGGCGGGAGCAGGCAAGGAGUGUGGGAGGUGCAUGUACAUCGAGGAGUGAGACGGGCUCGCGAUCCCGGACCUACGACCCGACGCGGCCCCGGAUGCGUGGGUCGCUCUCGUGAGGCAUCACAUGAUCCGCCGGCGGGUCGCAGGCAAGGGUGGCCUGUCGCCGUGGGAGGGGGACGCCGACCUGGUCGUUCCCUCAAGGGCGACGAGGGGGUGGUGUUCCUGACGGAGUGGCAGGCGAGUCAGAUCGUGAAGGAGCACAACGAUUUGAACAAAGAGUGGCUGAAGAAGAACCCCAACAAUUAGGUUGCCGCGUUGUCGUGCAGAUCGAAGUCCGACGGGGGUUCGGUAGGCUGUCAGCUGGGCAGGCGGGCCCUCGUUGUGUUGUAGUCCCGUGCGUUCCCCGAACCAUGUCGCUGGGUCGCUAGUCGUGUCGAUUGAUGCAAAACCAAGAGUUUGCGUGAACCUCCCGUAGGGGCUGGGUUCUACAGAGGCAAAGUGCAUGCUACGAAUAAGUGUGUGUUGCCGUUGACGGGACGGGUUUUGCGCUCGUACGGGUGGGUCUGAGCAUGUCUUGACCGAGCUAGGCUCGUCACCUAGAGCUCCUGCGUUCUAGUCCGACGAUGUAGUUCCCCGUGCUAGAGGUAGAGAGAGAGAGAGACGGCUGCAGUGCCCUUGUCGUUUUUGUUAGGCUUUAUUCGAUAUCCGGGUACUGCGGGUCGACAUUCCAUUCUAUCAUAGAGGAAUUUUCUUACGAUCACUCACCGUCCUUUACAAUGGUACAUGGCCACCCGUUGGCUUUUCUGAGUAUGUGUACGUACAUCGAUGUUGUGUCAACGGGCCUGUGUUGGUGACCUCUGGCGUGUCGACCCAGUAUGUCAAUUGAGCGGGGUCGACGGAGCUAUGAUGAUUGUAUGUAUUUUUGUUAAUAUUAGACUCCCCAAGAUUACCUGUGCUUUUGUUACCCUCGAAACAUUAUGUCGGCAAUUUGUGUAGAUGGUGUGUUGUGGGUUCAUAGUUGGCAGUCAAGACGAGCUCUGUUGUCGUGGAACGAGAUUUUUUUUUUAUGGCGAUCACGUGCACAAGUGCACGGGGUGCCUAUACUGGUAUCCCGGGGGAAGUCGUUGCAGUCGACUCCGUGUUGGUUUGUCACGGGGUGUGUUUAGCGCGUUGAGCUGCUGUGCCACCAACAGCUCGACAAAACAUCCUCCUUGGAAAUGUUCCGCGCACAUUCCCCGUCGUUGGUUUUCGCGGAGGGGAACGUUUUUGAGAAUACCACCGAACUUGGCUUUGAUUGGAUCAACGGCAAGCUUGGCAGGGUGUAUAUG
Ectocarpus sp. CCAP 1310/34 is the source of this 2315-nucleotide messenger RNA. The record is from the annotation of a GenBank genome assembly. NCBI's taxonomy places the organism in Eukaryota, Phaeophyceae, Ectocarpales, Ectocarpaceae.